Messenger RNA from Penicillium salamii, 471 nucleotides. Lineage: Eukaryota; Fungi; Ascomycota; Eurotiomycetes; Eurotiales; Aspergillaceae. The record is from the annotation of a GenBank genome assembly.
AUGAAUCCAUUCACAAGGAGAUCAACGGCAGCGUGGUACUCGGUUGGUCUCGCCUCCGAUCUGCCAAACCUCGAUGAGGAUGGCCAGCGGGUCGCUCCUAGAUGCAAGGCCUUCACCAUUCCUACCAAUGGGCCUAUGGAACGCGUUGAAGACAUUGACCUCCCGGGGGAACUGAAAGAUCAAGUUUUGGUCUUCAAGUACAAGGGAAAAUACCACGCCAUCGAUCAUCAAUGCCCCCACUCGUCCUACCCACUGUCGCAGGGGCGACUGUUUGAUAUUGAGGACUUUGGAGUCGUUCUCAGUGCGGGGAUUACGUGCCCGAAGCAUGAUUGGUCUUUCGACAUAUUCUCCGGCCAAGCAGACCGUGGCAAGUAUAAGUUGAAGGUGUGGGAGGUUGACGUGCGGGCCUCAACGAUCCCCGGAGUGACUGAGCAGGAAGUCUGGGUUCGGCGCAAGCAAAGGAUUGGCUGA